AAUACAUAAUAGAAAAGGGUAUUUGCUUUUGCCAAAACCAACCGCACUGCACUUUCUCUGCUUCGCCGUCGCCUCCUCUUCCCAGCAAUCAUGGCAAAAAAUAGGAAUAAUAAGAAGAGGAACGGCGUCGUUUCAAUGGAUACCACCGACGCAUCCGUUUCGGAACAACCUCAAGCAAUGGAUACGUCAGAGUCAAGAGUUCAAAAUGCGGUUUCCGGUGCUACCAAUAUGAAGAUGAAGCAGAAAGGAAGGCCAAUGAAGAGAUCAAAAAAUGUCCGAAAGAUGAAAGCAAUAGCCAAAGCUGUAUCCUCUAACGAGAAGUCCAUUGAGAAGGUGUCGAAGAAUGAAAACAAAAGAAGUAGAGUUAAAUCUGCAAAAUCACUCUAUGAAUGAACGAUCAAGUGCCUCAUAUCACUUGAAGAAAGUUUGAUAUAUCAAGAUACAUGCCUUUUAAAUUUAAUGUAGCUAGAUAUAAUUAAUUAUUAGUUUAAGAGUUCUUUUUAAGAAUGAAGUUCCUUUCUUGUUGCAUCCUUAUGGUAAUUAUGAUUUAUAGUUUUAUGUA
Messenger RNA from Vigna angularis (adzuki bean), 562 nucleotides. RefSeq lists its product as uncharacterized. The transcript has 3 exons. NCBI's taxonomy places the organism in Eukaryota, Viridiplantae, Streptophyta, Magnoliopsida, Fabales, Fabaceae. The coding region runs from base 91 to 393 and encodes 100 amino acids. The record is from RefSeq and is a predicted model, not a curated record.